GCAAUCUUAUAAAGCCUUAUUUAUUUAUAAAGAAAUAUGGAGAAGUGGUGUUUGCCUUUGUAAAAAUACCAAAUGGGAAAAGAAUUUUUAAACUAUUUUAAUGAGUUUUAUGAUGGUUAAUAGAACCACCACCAUUCUUCGUUUAAUUUGCUCUUCAGCUUCGUGCUUUUUUCAGUUGUAUUUUUUUUCGUUGAGUUUGGUCUAGCAUUCGUACAGUAGCGGCACCACAAACUAGUCUUAAAUAUUUUUUCGUCGCGUAAACAGUAUAAUUGUAUAUAUAUGUUAAAUUAUAUAUAGUAAAGAAGAGAGUGGUGGUAUAUCUUUAAAAGUAAAAAAAAGAAGAUAAAUUUCAAAAACAAGACCAGAAGAGCAUUUAAAACCUUAGCAAAUACUAUCAAGAAUGAAAUAUUUAGGUUAAUGUUUCACUGACAUUACUAUUAAAAAUUUGGAGACAACAUCUCGGAAACUAAAAAAGAAAAAAAAAAAAUCCACAAUGAAUAAUCAAAUGAAUAAUGCAGUACGCAAAAUACAUAAUUUGUUAUCGAGUGGCGCUGUAACAGUAACUGGGCCGAAUCAACCGCGGAUUCUCAAACAGAAAAUUGUAGGCUCCGGUAGCGGUAGUGGUACCAAUGUAGCUGGUGGUAAUACCACAGUAGCAACCGGUAAUAGUAUACAGCAUUUGGUUACAUCAGCGACAUCCGCUAACAUUAAUCGUUGCUAUGUAUGCGAUGACGCCUUAGGGGCAAACCAAGCUCAAAAUCAACUAACUGAAAUGCAAACAUCGCAUACAUCAACAAAAUUUCCGAAUAAGAUUGGCCAGCUAGUGGGCGAUUCUUUUAUGGUUAUUGUAAGUGUUGAAGAUGUUGUCUGUGCUCGUUGUACAAAUCUGAUCAAUUAUUUGGAUCGUUUGGAAAAUGAUGUUGAACGCGUGCGCACCAAUUUAAUGAAUUUGUUAAAUAAAAAAUAUGGAUUGAAUGAUGAUGGAGGUGGUGCUACUGCUAGUCCUACAGCACCGCCUAACAAAUUGCAGAAGUUAAAUAGCGGAGCUGCAGUAAGCGCCGUGCAACAAAUGAAAAUUUCUACACAUUCGCCCACAACAGUGCAGCAACACUCUGCCGGUACACAAACCCUACAACGCAAAACCACCAAAAUCUAUAAAUGUUUAUCAUGCGAAUACAAAACUUCUGAUAUGCGUUUGUUCAAUACCCAUUAUGAGACCUGCAAGCACCAAAACUUCCAGUGUAAAAAUUGCAAGAAAAUCUUCCCUAACUUUGGAGCGAUGAAACAGCAUAUGGUUCGAGAACAUAAUACACCAAUGGAUAACACUUGCGCCGUAUGCCAUAUUAACUUUGCUAGUGAAGCGGCUUUGCGUAAACAUAUGGAACUGAACCACAGUACAAAUGUGGUAGUCACCAGCACAACUACAGUACCUGUAGCACAAGUAGCCGUUCCGGCUGUCGAUCCCAUUACAUCGGGCACAGCUACAGUUACAACUACGCCUCUGUACACAUGUACCCAUUGUCAGUUCAAGUCGACGGAUAAGGCUAUGUUCGAUGAACACAUGCGCAAACAUAUAGCAGGCGUUAAGUCGAAACCAUUCAAGUGUCGAUUAUGCGCUCAGCGCUUCGAAACACGUGAAGCAGCUACUACACAUGCGAAGCAGCAUCAAGGCAACGUGUUUAAAUGUGGUACUUGCUCGAUGUCAUUCUCAAAACGCGAAUUACUUGUCAAACAUUUCGAAAUACAUCAACAAGACACUCAGGUACAGCAGCAGCAACAGACGCAUCAACAAAAUGUCAAUCAACAGCAGCAGCAGGUUGUUGCAGUGAAACAGCAAAUUGCCCCGCCAACAUCAUCGCAAAAUCUGCUUACCACCCAAAAGCUUUUACAAGAAACCAUUGAUGAGGCUCUCAGUGAGACUACGAAUACACCCGUAACGACUAGUUCAACAGGUGAUGUUGGAGGCGCUACUUCCGCCAAUAACAUUCGCUUUUUCUCGUGCCACAUCUGUUCGCUUACUUUUAUCCAAGAAAAUUACUAUAAUCAACAUAUGGAAACACAUCAACGUGGCGACGCAAAUAUGAAGAAGAAUUCAAAUUCGAACAAUACCAUGUCUGCCCUAAAUGCUGCCGCUUUACUCAGUGAGGCAGCUCAAUUGGAUGCAAAUUCUGCUGAAUUGACAGUACAACAGCAACAAGCUAGUGGAACUGUUAAUGCUACAGGCAAUUGUACAAUCGAAUCUGGCCUCGAAGCCGACAUUGAGAGCAUUUUUGAAAAAAUGCAUUCCGAUAAGGGUGAAUCAACAGCUACGACUACCACAUCAUCUGGCACCACUACUGCUGCUGGUGGAAGUAGUGAUCAAGUUGUAAUCACUUCGCAGGCGGGUUCAGGAGGAGGUAUUACGUUUAAUAUAACAAUUCCCGGUCAGGAAGGAGGCGGUUCUGCUACCGCAGGGGACGAUCAGCAUAGACGGCAAACACAACAAAGUACGCCCACUACUUCGGCACCAGUUUCGGUAAGCAUCGAUAUGCCUAUGCUUGACCAACCCGAUGAAACGACGCACGCACCCACUACGACUACGAACAAUACAACCACAACAGCCAUCAGUAAAUCGCAAGGUGACGUGAAACCUUCCAUAUCAGGUCCAGUUAGUAUGCCUAGCUUAGAUGAUGACAAUGAAGAACCGAGCUCAGUCUCUGUACCAACAACAACUGCCAAUGAUUUAAGUCAAGAUGUAAAACCCAAUGUACAAUCGAUCGUUAAAAUUGAAAAUAGUCCGAAAUCGUUGGGUGGAGAGAACAUUAAAGUUGAAGCUGAAGAACAGAGUAACGAAAAUCAGUCUGAGACAUCUUCACAUGAAGUGUCUGCCAAUACUGCGAGUGAAAACAGCGCUGUUUCUCAGCAUAAUAAUAGUAGUACUGCCGAUGAAACCGUUACAGAAACGGGCGAGGGUGCUACGCAUGAGCAAUUGGCCGCUGCCGUAGCUGCAGCGGGUGAGCAACAACAAGUUGCUUUGGAACUAGACGAAGCUACUAUGCAGGCCCAGGUUGACGGUGGGCAAAUUAAAUUUAUUCUUAAUGAAAGCGGUCAAUUGUUACAAUUGGAUAAUCACAUUAUAACCGAUGCCGAUGGUAAUCAGAUACUUGUGCAAGACCCUGAACAAAUACAACAGCUAUUGCAAUCUGUGGGCGUACUUCAGCCUGGCGACGGGCUGGAUGGUGAAACACUGCAAAUGAUGACUGAUGCUAAUGGUCAAAUGGUGUUGGUGCAAGGAGAGAAUAAUGAAACACAAUUAAUUGAUGCUUCUCUUCUUAAUGCCGAAGGUCAACUCGUUAUACAACAGUCGCAGGAUGGCGAGGGGGGCGCUCAUGUGAUCGGCGAGGAUGGUACCCGUAUACCGGUUUCGGUAUCUUAUACGGAAGAUGGUCAACCUAUUGUACAGGUUCAGCAUCAAGUUCUAGAAGCGGCAGCUGCCGCUGAUGCCGGCUUGGAAAAGGACGGUAGUGGAGCUGAAGAAAAUGCCCAAACAGACGAGGCUGGCCAACAUGUUAUAGCAACAACGACAGCAAGCGGUACUUCAAGCGGUGGCUUCUUUGCACUCGAAGAACUAAUACAACAAUCGUCAUCAACCUCUGCAUCUACGGCAGCUGCUGGCGCCGAAGCUAAGAGAGCCGAUUAGAAGUAAAGCUAGAAAGUAUCUGUUCGGAUGAAAAGCAAAAGAUUUAGUAAACGGGAAAACGAUUAGCGACGUCCACUUGUUGUCUGUCUAUUUGUUUUAGAUCUGUUGUAAAACUGCUACAUGGAUGGAUGUUUCAACAUUUCGGUAAUCUUUCGCCAUGUUUGAACUUGCCAUUAUAGCUUCCUUUCAUCUGUAAUGGCAUUAAUUUCUUUCACAUCAAUUUUUUUCUUUUAACUAUGCGCACCUCUUAUUUUCACUUUUAGAUUGUAAUUAAAGUUAGUUUAAAUUGUAAAAUAUGCUUAACACCCGCAAGAAAAAGGGAAAGAGAAACGGGGAAAAUUGACGACAGUUAUUUUUAUCAUUUUAUUCAUACAUGUUUCUGUCUAAUAUUU
Glossina fuscipes is the source of this 4071-nucleotide messenger RNA. RefSeq names its product mucin-19. Gene Ontology annotation, biological process: regulation of transcription by RNA polymerase II. The transcript is spliced from 4 exons. Bases 494 to 3679 code for a protein of 1061 amino acids. The record is from RefSeq and is a predicted model, not a curated record. Gene Ontology annotation, molecular function: RNA polymerase II transcription regulatory region sequence-specific DNA binding; DNA-binding transcription factor activity, RNA polymerase II-specific. Lineage: Eukaryota; Metazoa; Arthropoda; Insecta; Diptera; Glossinidae. Gene Ontology annotation, cellular component: nucleus.